AAAGUCUGAUGUGGGUUGUUAGAGAUGUGAGUUGGAGGUCAGAAGAUGAGGCAUAGGAAAAAAGAAUUUGGGAGUUGGUUACACAGAGAUCCUACUAUGGCUCACAAUUUUAAUUUGAAUUUUCCUUUCCCUUGAAUAUAACUAGGAUCCACUGAUUACCUUUCUGCAAUAACACCCAAAUCUGCUUUCUCUUUUCUACACCCACUGCUAUAUAAGUCAAUGUAGAUCUUCAUUACCACCUACACACACUGUGGCAUUUGUAUCCUUAAGAGUCUUCAUGAUACUAGCUUUGUGAUAUUUAGUCACUUUUAAAAAAUUAAAGGAUAUAAAAUGGCAAUCUUCAAAAGGAGAAACAAAUACCAAAGUCAUGAAUCCAAACUCUUUAUUAAAUGAAUCCAAAUUAUACUAUCUUACACUUAGUAAAUUGACAAAACUCAAGUGUUGGGAGAUCUGUAGAAAAACAGGCAUCAUACUACAUUUUUGAUUAAAUUUUGAAUUGAUACAAUUGAAAGCAAUGUGAAUUUGAAUUUGAAGUCAUUCAUGCCCUUUGACCCAUUGAUCUUAUUACUGGAACUAUAUCCCAAGGAUAUUUAGUAUUCCAUCAAGCUACCCCAGUUUGCACUUGUAAAUUCCAUCUCCUUAGGGGACAAAUCCUCCAGGUUCAAGGUUUUCCAUGAGUCCACACUCCUAAAAUUAUAACUCACAAUCCCAUCCUCCACUCCCAUUGAAAUGUUUAUCUUACUUUGAGUCAUUCAGAGGACACAAUUAGUUCAAAGCACAAAUAUUUAUUGACUGGUCAAAACUAUAGCAAUAACAAAACAUAACCCUCAUAAAUAAAUGAGCAGGGCACAUGCCUACAAAAACACACAGUUUAAGAUGGAAGAGUAGACAAACAGAAUUCAAAGUGGAGAGACACACAAAGAGAACACAUUUAACCAAGGAAAUGUUCAACCUUGUUAGACCUAGGUUUAUUGGGUAAAUGGUUCCACUGUACUUCUUGAGCCUGGUCCUGGUCCUGGGUUAAGUGCUUGGCUCUGAUAACUUACCACAGUCUCUACUGGAUUCAGCUUUGGGUUCAACUGCCAUCUUGGCAUAGGAUACUUUCUCAAAUGGCAUUGGAAUUCAUAAACCUAUCAGGAGCCUAGGCUGAGGCCUGGCAUCUUCUGAGCAAGAUCUCCAUUCCAGACAACCCAUUCUUGGUUCUUUGUUACCAAAAAUCUGCUCCCUGCUAGACCCAAGGUCUCCUUAUCGCCUUGCCUGCUGUAAUCCUUACCACUCUUCACCCCCUCCAAUACAGAAAAGGCUUAGGGUAAAAUGUCAAGAUUAUCUGCAACAACUGAGUUGCUCCUCCAUUGUUUGUUUUUUCUUACCUUCUUUUCCUAUAAAUUAACUGUUACAUUCACCUUAAAGGAUGCUAAGGAUAUGGCUGAUUCUCAGGCAGCCAAAUAUCAUGUCUUUUAGCUAUCUUCAGCCAGUGGCCCACACUUUAUAACUCCAUUAAGUUAACUAAGGGGUUUCUUCACAUUUCAUUCAGAAAAUUUCUUAUUUUGAUCAAAGACUGACCCACUCUCUUUAAAAAUGUAUUAUGUGGUGAUGAAGGGGAAGAGAUGCAGGGCAAAGAAUGAGAAGAGUCCUAUUUGUAUUUUUAAAAUUAGCAUUUUUAAUAUCAAACUGAAAAAUAGGUGGCCAAUGAUGGUGGAAUGGUUCAAGCUGACACCCAAAGUUAAUGGAAUAUUACCGUGGCAUAAGAAAUGAAAAAUGUAUAAUGAAAGACAUUAGGAAGUCAUGCAGAUAAGAGUAAAAUCAAAAUAUUUAAAUAGUGCUUUGGGAUUUGCAGAUAACUUCAUAUAGUGAACCUGUUGUAGUAGAAAGUGCUGGAAUUUUAAGUUGGAAGAGAUCUGGGCUUCAGAUUCAGUCUCAGACAGUUCCUAGCUAUAGAAAGACCCUUAAACCUCUCUCAAGCAUUUUUUCUUAUCUAUGAAAUGGGGAUAAUACUUAUAUUACCUACCUGAACUCUAAAAAAAUAACAGUUCACAUUUAUAUAGCACUCUAACCUUGAAUCUCUUGCCCCACUGUCCUACUGCUGUCCAUAUCCUGGGUUACCUUGGUUUUCCCUGCUCAGACUAUUUUUCUCAGUGGAAGAAGCCACAGAAUCUAUUGAGUGGGUGCACAAUCUAGACAUUAUCUUAAUCUCAUUAAUCUUAUCCUCCCAGGUGCAUAGUAAUCCUUUAAUUCUUCCAAAUCAUAACAUUACUCAUAGCUGUUAUGUAUCUUGUCUUUUCUUAUAUCUGGCACUUCUUUCAGCCUCUUUCUCAGGAGAGGUUCUUACUCCUAACUUUACUAAAAAAUCAGAAAUACCAAUAUAAGUACCCCUUUCUCUUAAUUCAGCGCCUCAGAUCCCUCAAUAUUCUUUUUUUCCCUUUGCUACUUGUCCUUUUUGCUUGCCAAUAGCAAACCCUUUAGUUGUACGUAGAUCCCACUAUGUGAAUUUUGCUCUUUCAAUUAUUACCUCCCUCCCUUUAAUCUUCAAUCUUUCCAGUAUUCUAUUUUUGCAUAGAAUAUGAAUAUGCAUUUUACAUAUUCGGUUCAUUCUUUUCAAUUCCUGAAAAGAAAUGAAUAGAAUAUGUAAACCAGCAUUUAAUACUGGUACUUUUCUGGCUGUUGAGAAAUAUGCCCAGAUCUCCCAGUUUUUAAAAAAAUCAAUUUAUUAAAAUCAAAUAUAUUUUAUUUAUAUCUUUUAUCUUUACAUCAGUCAUUUCAAUUCUCCCCCCCUCCAAACUAAACUCUUUCUUGUAAUACAAAACAAUUAAGCAAAAACAUCCAUUAUAUUGCAUGUAUGCAAUAUUCUAACCUUACUAGGUUAGUCCCCUUCCUCUCUGCUAUAAGAUAGGGAAAUAUAUUUCAUUACCUCAUCUCUAACACAUUCCUUCCUUUUUCAAUUAUGUUGUUUUAUUUUCUUUUAAUAUCCCCCCAUAACUCCAUUUACUUUGUUUCAGUUUCUCUUUUUCUAUUUUUUUUAGUUGAUUCUGCUUAGUUUGUUCUGGAUCAAGUCAUACAAAUGAUUCCAUGUUUCUCUGAAUUCUUUAAAAAGAAAAAUCACUAUACAAUGGUUACUCAGUUUUCCCUAAAUGUUUUUUUUUUUGCUAUAAAGAAAGGCUGUAAGGAAGGAAUAUUGGGAAAAGUCUGCAAUACUUUUUCUCCCCAAGGGAUAAUUUUUUAAAAAUGUAAUAUGAAACUGCAAACCCUUCAAACUAUGAUCUUUUUUUCUCUCUUUUGGAAUGUACAAAAAACUGCACAUUCAUUGCCUUCAUUUCCUCAUCUCUCACUCAUUUCUCAACUCCUUGCAAUCUGGCUUUUAGACCCAUAUAUAUAUAUGCCUAUUUUCAUCCCCAUCUGGAAAGUCAUUCCAAAAAAUAAAAGAAAAAAAGAUAGUUCAACAUAAUUGACACAUCAAUCAAAUCCAACAUUAUAAAUAGUGAUUCACUUCUAUAGUUCCAUGUCUCUGCAAAGAAAGGAGGUAUAUUUUUACAUGCUUUUGGAGGACCAACCUUGAUCCUCCUAUUUCACAGCAAUCAGUUUCAAUUCCUUUGUUGUUGUUUUUUGCCUUUUACAAAAUUGAAGUCUUUGCAUAUAUUGUUUGCCAGUCUCUUCACUUUGCAUCACCUUAUAUCUUCUUGUUUUCCUGCAUUUUUCUAUUUUUUGUUCUACCCAGGGGUCCUCAAACUUUUUAAAUAGGGGGCCAGUUCACUGUCCCUCAGACUGUUGGAGGGCCGGACUAUACUAAAAACAAAAACUUUGUUUUGUGGGCCUUUAUAUAAAGAAACUUCAUAGCCCUGGGUGAGGGGGAUAAAUGCCCUCAGCUGCCGCAUCUGGCCCACAGGCCCUAGUUUGAGGACCUCUGUUAAAUCUACACAGUAAUAUUCCAUUACAUUUACAUAACACAAUUUGUUAGCCACUCUCCAACUUCCAGUUUUUUUUUUUUUUUUUUUUAAAUCACAGAAACUGUUACUGUAAAUAUUUGGGGGUAUAAGGAACUUUAUAACUGCACUACUUGGGUUUUAUGUGGGUUCUCCGGAUCCAAAAGUAUGGACAUUUUUGUCACUUUCUUAGCAUAAUUCCAAAUUGCUUUCCAGAAUGGUUGGACCAAUUCACAGCUCCAACAGAAGUUUACUAUUUUACCAGUUUUUCAGCAACUCUCUACAACAAUCAAUUACCUCUUGAAAAAGAAGGGAAACUGUUCCCUUUACUGAAGUUGUGUCCCAUUUAAGAAACUAUAUUUCCUUUUGAUCGGUGAUCCCUUUCGGAGUCCCAGCCCCUUCUGGGGAAGGAAUAUCCCCCAGAUAAGUUAUCUUUUCGGGAUGCUAGAGCCUUUGAUUCAAUUUGAAAUCCUGGUCAAAAAGCACCCUUUUGAAGUGUUGUUAAUUCCAAUAGGAGAUCAGGGUUGAAAAUUGAUAAGAAUCUAAACCUGGGAACUUCAGCUCCUGAAGCCUCAAGACUCCUUAAAAAUGGCAGUAGCAAGAGGCCCAAGCAACUUGCUAGGACCUUUUUUGCCUGCUGAGCAUUCUCAGCGUAAAAAUUCAAUUUUCCCAAUAGGUCUUUGCUGCUACAGAAGUCAAUCCCUUAGCAAACUGAUUUCUAUCCAACAAUAACUUUCAUUUUACAAUUAAUAAUUUGGGAAUAAGUGAAUUCUUUCAUUUAUAAAUUUGUGGCUGAUUAAAGGAUAUUUUAACUACUUAUUGCCACUAACCUUAUGACCAUAAGGGAUUGAGGGCAUUCAAACUUCAUCUCUCUUAACUGCAAAAUCUGGAUGGCCUUUUCUGACUUUGUUCUUCUUGACCUAAAUCUGAGUUUUAUAUAUUAUUCAUCACAUUCUCUUCUUUUACACUCCUUCAAUUUUCGACACUACAUUUUCCUGAUUUUUCUACCUCUGUGAUAGGGCAAACAUAAGUGUUUGGAACUUUAUGAAUGUCUAUAAAACUACAUACUACUCACUAUGGCAUUACAAGUCCAUAAUUUGGCUUUAGCUUACCUUUUCUGACUUAUUUCACAUAGCUCCCCUUAACAUACUCAUGUUUAGUCCAACUGGCUUAUGUGUUCUAUAUGUAAUAUUUCAUCUCUUGCCUUGUCUUUCUCCAGUUCAAACUGUUAAGUUAAAAGGUCAGAGAUCAGAACAUUUUAUUUCUCAUUAUUUUAAUUCCCCAUAUUAAACUCCUAUGGCUUCAUAAUGUCUAGGAUAUCAAAAGUGAAUUUCUCUUUUUGCCAUUUAAAGCCCUUAAAAAUAUGACCCAAAACUAUCUCUCUAGGCUUACUAUACAUUACUCUCCCUAAACUCAUUAUUUAAGUUUAGCUAAACUGGCUUUAUUGUUCUUCAUACAAGGCUUUUCAUUUCCUAAUUUUUCCGCCGUGAACUGUUCCCCAUGACUGAAAUGUAUUUCUUUUUCAUUCCAACCUGUCUUUUGCUCCACUUUAUCUCAUAUUCCCAGUACCUAACACAGUGCCUGGAUACAGUUAAGUGCUGACUUUCUCCUUAGCUCCACUUCUUAGAAUCCCAGGUUUCCUGCAAGAUUCAAGUGCUACCUGGAAAGGUCCUUCAUGAUUUCCCAGUGGUUGAUGUUCUCCACCUCCACCUUUUAUUUAAGUAUCUGAGAUAUGUUCUAGGAUGUAAAAUCCUUAAAAGAAGGGACUGUUUAUUAUUUUUGUCACAAUAUUCCUGAGAUUUAGUUUAGUUACUUACAAAUAAUAUUCAUGUUUGUUCAAUGUAAAGCUGUGAACGUUUCUCUCAUAACAACCCUGUAGGAAAUGUACUUUUCCUAUUUCUUUUUGUGUUCCAAUCUGUAAUUUGAGCUGUGGGAAGCUUCAAGUGUGGAAACUUCCUUCACAGAUGUAAAUGGACAAUUUGAGAAAGUGGUAAUCCAAAACCUGGAAUAGAUAUAUUAAGAUUAUACAUGAACCCACCAUCUUGAAUGACUGAAAGCACGGCUUAAAAGGUCGUCCCUACCCUCAAAGGCUUUACAUUCUGCCAGAGGAAUUAAGAGAUCUUGACCUCAAUGUCAAGCUACCUCGCGAGCCCAUCCAAGUCCUGCCCUCGCUGCCACGGGUUCUAAAUGUCUGGGGCGGAAUUCGAAUACAAGGUUGCUGGCUAGACGUUCUGGGCUCCAUUAGCUCGAUCCCGUAGCCCCGAGCCCGCCCCAUUCCCUCUUCCCUCAGCCCCAGGUUCUCUCCAAGUCCUUCUCUUUCUCUCUUCUUCCCUCCCUCAGGGCCCGCACUAACCUCGGCUCCGGGGAUACCGGACCCUUCCAAACCACCCCGAAGGCCGGAAGUACCGCCCUCAGGCUUCCGCUCCCCGGGAGGGCCUGUCCCGAUGCCCGGGGGGACAGCUCCAAGACCAGGAGAGAAUUCUUCCCGUGGUGGCGGAGUCACUUGUGCGGUCAAAUCUUUGGAAACUGGAUGGGAAGGGAGCAGGAACGGGAGCGGGAACAGGCCGAUUUGGCGGUUCCAGAUCGACUAGCUAAGUUGCGGGCGCCCUGAGCUUCUACCCAAACGUGGUAUAGGCCUUCACUCCCCUCUCUCCCCUCCCCCACGCCGGGUACCUGUUUGGUAGGGAGAAGCGCGCCGCGAGUCGCAGGCUAGAGGUGGGAGAGGAUGGAGAGGUGAGGGGGAAGGGUGUGAAAAGAGUAAACCACCGAGGUCGCUGGGCCUCCAAGCAGCCUAGAGUGGUCCUCUCUUGGCUCUCCUUCAACCUGUCUGGAUUGGGUGGAUGCCGGAAGGGGCAGCCCUUCCUAUCCUCUUCCUUGGAUUGUGGGGGCUGCUCGGGAGCUGUGGGUGAGUCGGGCUCAGCCUGUGGGGGGCUCCCUUUUCCCUUUUUUACCCCUGGAGACCUGCAGAUAUUAGGGUGCAAUUGUGUAAUGCCUUUGCUUUGUCAACCCCAGAAACUGAAAAUGUGUUCACUUCUGGGGAAGGAAGUAUUGUUGAGGUUUAGAAGAUCUCAAGAGAUUGGGAUCAUAUACCGCUGUCUGAAAAGAACUUUCUGGCUUGAACCCAUCUCCCAGUCAAGGGGCAAGGUUUAAUGUAAUUGUAAGACCAGUUGAAGCCAGCUGAGUUCCAAAAGGAUUUAGCAAAGAACUAGGAGCAAGAAGAUAAAUUUCUAGAAAAAGACUAGAGAGAUCUGGUUCUUCUUGUCCCUGAUAUAUUAAUUUUGUGGCCCAGAUUUAGAACUGAGGAAUGAUCUAUUCACUAUUGUCUCUGAAACUUGGUUAUCACCGACCAGCAGAUUAUGUGACAGUCAGCAAUGUUUGUAUGACUCUCCUAAACCUGGAAGAUUUUAGAAUCAUUGAUAGACAGAGAGGAUAAUAGCACUCUAAGGUCAGGGAGCUUCAGGAUCACUGCUAUGUUUCCCCUAGAAGCUAUACCUUAUAAUAGGGAAAGAGCUUUAAUAGAACUGUAACCCUGAAAAAGCUCUAAGCUCCUGAAGGGCCUCUAGCAGAACCAGCACCGAUGAGUGGAAGAUGCUAAGAGAGCAGUUUGUAAAAGGGAGAGUAGGCUGCCAGGUCAUGGGUUGAAAGAAAUUCCAGACCCAGGGUGUUCUCAAAGUCUUAGAAUAGUUUUAUGCUGAUAAAAAACACUUUAUGUUAAAGAAAACUCUCAAGGCAGGGAGGAGGGAUGGCAUUAAAUAGCUGUCUUCCAAUUUUGGGGUUCGGACCCUGAAAAUAUAUUGGGAUCUCUGGCCAUUGUAGCAGCUUAGGCCUUCUCCAAAUCAAGAGGCAAAGAUUCUGUUUUGCUGACAUUGAGUUAAUUGCCAAAAUGGGACCUUAUGGGAGAAUCGGGGUAUAAGUAGGUUUUUUAAUAGGAGAAAAAUAAACUGAUUUGACAUCAUAACUUAACCUUGAGGUUGGAUACUUAACUGUGGAGUUGUGAAGAUUUUGAUUAUGCCAGGAAUUCAAGGAGGGUUUAUUGAAAUAAAAAUCCAUUUAAAGAUAACUGAAGGCCUACUUAAAAACAAAAGGUCUAUUUUAGGAGAAAAUCCUGUCUGUACUCCAUCCUGCUUCCUUCUGGGAGUAGCUUGGACAGUAAACUUCAGGCCUUCUGUUGAUGCUUCUCUCCAUGCUCAACUACCCAGGACUUGGGUUUUUAGUCAUCUCCAUCAGUAUUAGAUUUGUUCUCAUGGAAGCAAUAGAAGGAGGUUGCCAAGAGGCCAAUUGGGACUUGAUGUAAUGAAAAACUUCUUAAAAUUAAAACUGUUCAAGCUUUGAAAGUUACAUGUUGAAUUUAUUUUUAUGUAAAUGUGUUUCCUUAUAAUAUAUUGUAUUAUGUAUUAUAAUUAUGUAUCAUGUUACAAGAUAGGCCUGAUAUGUAUGUGGAGAUUCAAAUUUAAUUGAAGAUUCCAACCCAGGAAAUGGUGGGGAGGUGAUAAUUAUGUAAAUGUAGUAAACAUAUAUUUAUAUUGUAUUACAAGAUGUUCCAGAAAUCUUAGUGUAGUUUCAGGCUUCUUGACGACUUGUAUAGUAUAUAUUAUAAUUAUUUUUGACCUUAGAAAUAAAAGCAAGAGCCACAUAAUAGAGAUUCCCAGUUUCUGGAACAAUCUUUUGUUCUACAUAUGUAAAUUGUUCAUUUUACUUGGUGUUUAAAGUAAUUGUUUUUCAAAAGAGGGGAAAAGAGAAAAACAGUAAAUACUUAAUAAAUGCUCAAUGAGUGACUAUAAGUAUGAAUUAAAGAUUUUGUGUUGUCUUUAGAAGAAAGUACAAAUUCUUCAGCUUGCCACAAAGGUUAUUAAAAAACCUCGCAUAAUCUGCCUCCAGCAGAUGUUUUCCCCUUCUUUGUUCCAUAUAAUUCUCCAGAUCAGCUAAAUUGGUUUUCCCUCAUCAUUGCAUUCAAUUAUACUGUGAGCUCUUUGAGAGCAGGAACUGGUUUUUUGCUUUAGAUUGUAAGCUCCUUGAGGGUAGGGACUCAAAAAAAAAGAAAAUUGUAUUUGUAUCCUCAACACUUAACAUAGUACCUGGUACAUAGUAGGUACUUAAUAAAUAUUUGUUAACUUGACUUGUAUUCUAUCUCCUGUUUUCAUGUGCACGAAUUAUUUCCUGUCCUUGUAAUGUAUUCCUUUCUACCCUUGAAUCUUUUCUCUUCCUUCCAUGUUCCAAUUUUUUUUCCCCACACCUCCCUGCUUUCUUCUUUAAAAUUACCUUCUAUUUCUUUUUGUAGGUUUUUUUUUUUUAUGUCCCAGUAAAAUAUUAGUACAUUGAGGUCAGGAAUAAGUUUAUUUUUGUAUUUGCAUUUUGAGCAUCUAGUCCACAGAUAUACAUUCCUACCAUUUCCAAUUGUUUAUGGCAUCUCAAACUGAAUGUGUCAUAAUGUUUUAAAUUCAACAUGUCCAAAACUGAAUUCAUCUUUCCUUCCAAAUCCUCCCUUCUUCCAGACUUUCCCUUAACUUUUAAGGGUACCUUUCAGUCAUCCAGGCUCACAAUUUAGGUCUCAUCCUUAAUUCCUCAUUUUCUCUAAUCUCCUAUUAUACAAUCUGUUCUUUGACCUGUGGAUUUUAUUUUUGUAACAUUUUUUGAAUACUCUCCCUUCUCUACUCUGACAUUACCAUCACCCUGGUAGAGACCCUCAUCAGCUUAACUAUGGUCCAUUGCAAUAGCUUGAUGUUUUGUCUUCCUUCCACAAUUCUUUCCCCACCUUAGUCCAUUCUCCAUUCAGUUUUCAAAGUGAUCUUCCUCAAGAGAAAAGUUGUACCAUUCACUGAAACUAUAAUGGCUCCCUAUCACCUCCAGGAUCAAGUGUAAAAUCCUCCGACAUCCAACAUCUUUCAUAACUUAGCCCUCUUCCAGUUUUCUCAUACCUUACUCUGGACCAGGUACUGUACAUUACUAUUACAAGACAUUCCAUAUCUAUUAAUUAUAGCCUAUUUAAUCCAUCUUAGUGUUAUUUAUAGUCUCUUUGCUUGUUUCCCUUGUUAAAUGGUGAACUUCUUGAGAGCAGGGACUGUCUUGCUGCUUUUUUCUUUUCCCAGCACAGAAUUUGUCACAUAGUAAGCCACAUAAAAAUGUUAAUUGACUUUUCAUUGUGUGAGAAAUUGUUCCAACAAUAAUCAGCAAGCAUUUAGUGCUUACCUUGUGCUGUCUCCCAUAUUGAUGUAGAAGUGAAAAAGCUCUUGCUCUCAAGGAUUUUAAAUUGAAUACAAAGUCAGUUGUUUUGGGUGAGGGAGUGAGAAGUUACUAACUGCUGGGGAGAGAGUUGUAAAGGCCUCUUAUAGGAAGUGGCUCGAGCUAAACUGAAGAAAAACAGGGUUUCUAAGAGAGAGGUGAGAAGGAAAAUUAUUCUAGGCAUGGGAUACAGCUUAUGGGAAGGCAAAGAGAAGUCCAAUUAAUUGGAACCAAAGGGAUUAGGAAUGACACUUACUAAGCCUGGAAAGGCCUCACAAAACCUCCCCAAUCUUUAACAACUUUCCCCCUUCAGACUUUAUGUGGCACUUUAUUAUGGUUGGUUGGUUCUUAUCUUUUAUUUUUGAAGAGGACCAAGUGUCAUUACUGUGUUAGAGUCAAGAUAUAUUGUGUGUCCAGCUGUGGUUGAUCAGACCAAUAUAAAUUUGGAAAGCUCUUUCAAAAGGUCUGGCACAAAUGGUCCAUAUGCACAGUUGGGAUAGAGAUGUCUCUAAUGUGGGCAUCUCAUUUCUUUUGAGAUACUACAAUUCUACUUUGCUCAUAAUAUACUUUUGAUGUGGGUGUGCCACGCUAGGUGGACCUUUGCUAGCAUGUCCUGUGUCAUACCAUCAAUUCUGAGAGAUCUUGAGAAUGUCCUGGUAAGACUUUUGACCUCCGUGUGAGGGCUUGCUUUGAGAGUGCUCCUAAAAUAAUCUUUUAUUCAAGUGUACUUUUAGCAUUCAAACAACAAGGCUAACCCAUCAGAGUUUUGCUUUCAGCAGUAAAAUUUGAGUGCCACAUUUAAUCUUAGCCAAAAGGCCAAGGAGAGAUAGCAAUAGAGUUUGAAUGCUUGGCAAUUUAGCUUGAGAAAGCUGAAAGAUCUUAAAAAAUCUUGAAUGCUUGGCAAUUUAGCUUGAGAAAGCUUAAAGAUAUUAAAAGAUCAUGAGAUUUAGAUCUGGAAGUGCUUCUAAAGGUUAUUUCCUCCCCUUCCCCCCAAAAAAUAGAAAAAAAUGGAUUUCAGUAGAUUGAAAGCAGGGAGUGUUAUAUAUUUAAGGCACUAGUUUUACAUCUCUUCUCCCAAUAGUUUUUAUUCCCUAUGUUCCUAACAUCUGAUUCUCUUCCUUCAGAGCUUUCUUUUCCUCAAGUUUCUAAACAUUUGAAGAGAAUCAGGAGAACUAGUGAUUACAGCUAAACUCUGGCCAUUAAAGUCCAAGGUAGACAUGAUAUUUGAGGAUGUGGCAGUGUACCUUACCCAGGAGGAGUGGAGCUGUAUGGGUCCUGCCCAAAGAGGUCUCUACAGGGAUGUGAUGCUGGAGAAUUAUGGGAAUAUAGUCUCACUAGCAGGAAUUCCAGUAUCCAAACCUGAUGUGAUCUCCUUACUGGAACGAGGGGAAGAACCGUGGGUCUUGGAUAGGCCAGGAGCUAAGGGAAAAGAGAUUUUUAGAGAAAACUGCUCAGUUCAUGAAACCAGCACUGAGAAGUUGCCUCAAAAAUUGGAACCUUCUAUAGAAAGGAAAUUGCAUGGAGUGAUGUCCAAGAAAAUUGUGGGUAAUGUCUUCCAAGGAUUUGACUUUGGAGAAGCCUGGGACUAUGAAAAAGAGUUAGAGAAACAUAGGGGAAAUCUUGCCAUUGAGAUACUGAAGAAAUCCUUUUGCCAAGAGGAUUUCAGACCAAAUAAGAUCUGCAAAAAAACUUCUGUGUGUCAGAGAAACCAAAAAUGUAAUGAAUUUCAGGGAAGCUUCAGCCUGAGCUCAAACCCUGUUAGACACCAGAACAUUUGGACAGGAGAAAGACUUCAAGAAUUUACAUGUGACUUAAUUUUCAAACGGAAUUCAAACCUGAUGAAAUACCAGAGAAUCAAUAUGAGUGAGGAAUCAUGUAAAUCUGACAUAUGUGGGAAAACAUUCAGAGAGAGUUCAGCCUUUAUUGAACGCCAGAAAAUUCACAAUGGAGAGAAACCUUAUGAGUGUGAUAAAUGUGGGAAAACUUUCAGUCAGAGUUCUAACCUUAUUGAUCAUCAAAGAAUUCACACAGGAGAAAAACCUUAUGUCUGUAAGGAAUGUGGGAAAGCUUUCAGGCAGAGCUCUAACCUCAUUAAACACCAGAGAAUUCACACAGGAGAAAAACCCUAUAAAUGUAAUGAAUGUGGGAAAGCCUUUAAUCAAAGCUCUAAUCUUAUUAAGCACCAGAGGAUUCACACAGUAGAAAAACCCUAUGAAUGUAAUGAGUGUGGGAAAACCUUCAGUCAGAGCUCACAUCUAAUUAGUCAUCAGAGAAUUCAUACUGGAGAGAAACCAUAUGAAUGUAGUGAAUGUGUUAGAGCUUUUAGUACCCGAUCAUCAUUUAUACAACAUUGUACAAUUCAUACUGGAGAAAAACCUUAUAAGUGUAAUGAAUGUGGAAAAACCUUCAACCAGAACUCCAACCUUACAAAACAUCAGAGAAUUCACACUGGAGAGAAACCUUAUGAAUGUAAUAAAUGUGGAAAAACCUUUAACCAGAACUCUAAUCUUACUAAACAUCAAAGAAUUCAUACUGGGGAAAAGCCUUACAAAUGUGAUAAAUGUGGGAGAGCUUUCAGUGCUCGUUCAUCUUUUAUGCAGCAUCAUAAAAUUCACAUUGAUGAGAAACCGUACAGUGAAUGUUGAAAAACUUCAGCUAGUACUUUUAAAAAAUCUUAAUAAACAUCAAAUAAUUCAUAAUGGAAAGACACCUUACAAAUGUGAUGAAUGUGAGAAAACCUUCAGGGUAGGCUUAUUCUUUAUUCAGUUUAGAAAGCAGAGUGAAAAAAAAUUUCCAAGGAAAGUAACAAAUGUAAGAAGGCCUUUAAGUGUAAUGAUUGUGGGGAAAGCUUUUAGCCACAAUGGAAAUGUCAUUUGGCAUCAGAAUUGUUAUAUUGGUGACAAACCCUGUGUAUAAAUAUGAUUUUCAAAAAAUUCACAAUGAACAUAAUUCAUAAUGAAAAGAAAACCUAUGGAUAUAAUGAAUAGUGCAGAAGACAUCAGGAAGAGCUCUGAUCUUAGUAAAUAACUGAAAGGUUACUCUAGGGAAAAACUGGCCUCAAGAGAAACCUUUACUCCAUAAGCUUCAUUUAAAAUCAUAAAAGUCAUGCUGGAGAAAAGAACACAUUUCUUGAAUGUAGGGAAAUCUUGAGUAAGAAGUCUAGAGGUUUCAUUUGAGAGAAAUAUGAUAGUGAAGACUUGCUGAUGUAUCGGAAGAACCUGUGAUUUGAUCAGAAUGAAAUUCAUCAUCUAUAUAUGACUUAAUAAUUUGUGAGACAGCAUUGAAUCUAGGUUUUCCUAACUCCAACCCUAAUACUUCAUCCACAUACCAUACUGCUUCUAAUUUGAAAUGAAGAUAAUGACACUUAACAUUUGUAAAGUAAUCUCAUUUGAGGCUCAUAAUAAUUUUAUGGUGUAUUACAAGUAUUACUGUCCUCAUUUUGCAAAUGAGGAAAUAAAUACUCAGAGAAAUAACUUACCUAUGAUUACAUAACAGUAAAAGAAUUUCAAUCAAUGUUUACUUGAUGCCAUAUCUAGCACUUUAUUCAUUGUACUAUAUUGCCUUUCCUAAUAAACAUGAACUAUAUAUGCAUUAUUUAGCAUAACAUCAAAAGCCUCUUUAAAAUUAAAUGAAAAAAGCCUCCUUAAAAAUGAGACACUGCAAUAGUAAGAAAAUAAUUAAUUAAAAGUUUCUGAUAUUCCUCUUUCAGAACUUAAAAUAUUUAAAGAAAGAUAAAGGAAGAUUAUAGAUUUAACUGCUAACAGGACUAGGUUUGAUAAAUCUAUACUGAUUAUAGGAGUAAUAAGGGGUGUACUUAUUUUUCUUUUUAAAAAAACUUAUUUUUUCUAAUUACAUUUAAAAAUAAAUUUUAACACUUUUUUUAAAUUUUGAGUUCCAAAUUCUCACCUCUCUUUCCCCUCCUUUGUCCUUGAGAAGGCAGUUUGAUAUAGAUUAUAUAUGUGUAAAUUGUUCAAAACAUUUCUAUUAUUAGCCAUGUUGCUAAAGACAAAAAGAACAUAAGAAUAGUAAAGUUUAAAAAGGAUACUUAGAUCUGUAUUCAGGCUCCAUCAGUUUUUUUGUUUUGUUUUGUUUUGUUUUUCUGGAGGUAGGUAUCAUUUUUCAUCACUAAGUCCUUUGGAAUUGUUUUAGACCACUUGCUGAGAAUAGCUAAGUUAUUCACAGUUGAUGAAUAUUGCCAUUAUUAUGUACAUUGUUUUCCUGAUUUCUGCUCACUUCACUUUGCACCAGUUCAUAUAAUUCUUCCCAGGUUUUUGUGAAACCAUCUUGCUUAUUUCUUCUAGCACGAUAGUAUUCCAUCAUAAUCAUAUACUGUAACUUGUUUAGUCCUUCCUCAAUUGAUGGGCAUCCUCUCACUUUUUUUUUUAAUUUAAAUUUUGUUUUAAAUUUUAUUAAAGUUUUUAUUGACAAAACAUAUGCAUGGGUAAUUUUUCAAUAUUGACCCUUGCAAAACAUCUGUUCCAAAUUUUUCCUUCCUUCCUCCCACCCCCUUCCCUAGAUGGCAACUAGUCCAAUACAUAUUAAAUGUUAAAAUAUAUGUUAAAUCAAAUAUAUGUGUAUAUACACACAUGUAUAUUUAUAUAGUUAGCUUGCUGCACAAGAAAAAUCAGAUCAAGAAGGAAAAAAAAAAAGCCUGAGAAAGAAAACAAAAAGAGUAAGAAUGCUAUGUUGUAGUCCACACUCAGUUCCCACAGGCCUCUCUCUGGGUGUAGAUGACUCUCUUCGUUACUGAACAAUUGGAACUAGUUUGAAUGAUCUCAAUGUUGAAGAGAGCCAUGUCCAAUAGAAUUGACCGUCAUAUAAUCUUGUUGCCUUGUAUAAUGAUAUCCUGGUUCUGCUCAUUUUAUUUAGCAUCAGUUCAUGUUAAGUCUCUCCAGGCCUCUCUGAAAUCAUCCUGCUGGUCAUUUCUUACAGAACAAUAAUAUUCCACAACAUUCAUAUACCAUAACUUAUUUAUUCAGCCAUUCUCCAAUUGAUGGGCAUCCAUUCAGUUGCCAGUUUCUAGCCACUACAAAGAGGGCUGCCACAAACAUUUUUGCAUUGGGUCCCUUUCCCUCCUUUAGAUCUCUUUGGGGUAUAAGCCCAGUAGAACCACUGCUGGAUCAAAGGAUAUGCACAGUUUGAUAACUUUUUGAACAUAGUUCCCAAUUGCUCUCCAGAAUGGUUGGAUUCCUUCUCUUUUCCUGUCAUUUAAGCCAAUAUGACAGGUGUGUAGUGGUAUCUCAGAGUUGUCUUAAUUUGCAUUUUUCUGAUUAAUAGUGAUUUGGAGCACCUUUUCAUAUGACUAGAAAUAGUUUCAAUUUCUUCAUCUGAAAAUUGUUUAUAUCCUUUGACCAUUUGUCAGUUGGAGAAUGGCUUGAAUUCUUACAAAUUUGAGUUAAUUCUCUAUAUAUUUUAGAAAUGAAGCCUUUACCAGAACCUUUGAAUGUAAAAAUGUUUUCCCAGCUUAUUGCUUCCCUGCUAAUCUUUUCUGUCAUCCCCUCACUUUCGAAAAUUCUUUGCCACCACAAAAAGAUCUGCUAUAUUUUUGAACUUAUAUGUCCUUUUCUUUCUCUUCUUUUUUUAAAAUUUAAAUCUCACUGGGAUACAGAACUAAUCAUGAUAUUCCUGGUCAAAGGGAAUGCAGUUUUAUAAUCUUUGGGCAUAGUUUCAAAUUGCUUUCCAGAAUGGUUGAAUCAGUUUACAACUUUAUCAACAGUUCAUUAAUGGCCCACUUUUCCUAUGUCUUUACCAAUAUUUGUCAUUUUGCUCUUCUGUCAUGAUAGCCAGUCUGAUAGGUGUGAAAUGGUAUUUCAAAGUUUUUAAAUUUGCAUUUAAUCAAUA
Antechinus flavipes (yellow-footed antechinus) is the source of this 15977-nucleotide messenger RNA. RefSeq names its product zinc finger protein 501-like. Gene Ontology annotation, biological process: negative regulation of transcription by RNA polymerase II. Gene Ontology annotation, molecular function: DNA-binding transcription repressor activity, RNA polymerase II-specific. The coding region runs from base 11354 to 12781 and encodes 475 amino acids. Lineage: Eukaryota; Metazoa; Chordata; Mammalia; Dasyuromorphia; Dasyuridae. The transcript is spliced from 4 exons. The record is from RefSeq and is a predicted model, not a curated record.